Oncorhynchus keta (chum salmon) is the source of this 3147-nucleotide messenger RNA. RefSeq names its product dachshund homolog 1. The record is from RefSeq and is a predicted model, not a curated record. Lineage: Eukaryota; Metazoa; Chordata; Actinopteri; Salmoniformes; Salmonidae. The coding region runs from base 725 to 2599 and encodes 624 amino acids. The transcript is spliced from 11 exons.
UUUCCCAAUGUCAAUCAUGUAUUUAGGAGGCACUGUAACUAGCUUGCUUACAAUUUGUGAUGAUGCGUGAGUGUGUUGUUGCAGAAAUAAUAGGACUAUGCAAUUUGUUGCUAGAGGCAUUUGGUAUGCUAUGAAUUUUUUUUUUUUUUUCAAGAGGGGAGGAGGGUGCCCUUUUUUUUUCAUUUUGAGCACCUGCCCCCUGAGAGGUCUGUGCACGGCCCUGCGUAAUCCUUUGAUUGAAAUUUCACCCUCAAAACAACGUUGAUUACUUUUUCAAAUCCAAUGCAUUUUCCACGUAACGUACAUUCCACGUCACAAUACGUUGACAAAUGAUGUUGAAACAACGUUGAUUCGAGCAGUUUGUGCCCAGUGUUGUCUGUCUGUUCUUCAAGGGUUUCCACUGUCCCCUAGCUCCUCCCUCUCUGUACCUUGUGACAACAACAACUCAUCCAUAGAGCUUUAGCGGUCUAGUGGAGCCGCACUUUUCAGCUCAUUCUCCUCCAGUCAUUUCUCCUCCUAUCUGUGAUCAUUGUCUCUCCGUGCUCAGCCCAAACCCUCUCACUCACCGCGUCUUUUCAGCAAAUCAUUCUACUCCCCAACUCAUCAGAGGAGCUAAACUCCCGUGGAUUAUUUCAUUUGGAAAUUCUCGACAGCUACACUUUUUUUUUCUGCAGGACUGACUGGGUUUUCUACUUUGAACUUACUCUUCUUCCCCUAGGUGACCAUGGCCGUACCGGCUGCUCUGAUCCCGCCAACCCCUCUGGUCCAGCCGCAUUCGAUCUCUACUCCUUCUGCGACCACCUCCCCGCCGUCGACAACUUCUCCCCGGUCUCCCUCAAUGGCCCCCUCCGGACAGAACCUGUUCCGCUCGGAGCUCCUAGGCACAAGUAGCCCCGGCAUCCUGACCCCGACUGGGGCUCUGCCCAGCAAGCCAGUAUACUUGACUCCGUCGCCUGUUGAGAACACACCGCAGAACAACGAGUGUAAAAUGGUGGAGUUGCGGGGGGCGAAGGUGGCGUCUUUCACCGUGGACGGGUGCGAACUCAUCUGCCUGCCCCAGGCUUUCGAUCUGUUUCUGAAGCACCUGGUCGGAGGACUGCACACCGUGUACACCAAGCUGAAGAGACUGGAGAUCACGCCCGUGGUCUGCAAUGUGGAGCAGGUCCGCAUCCUGCGAGGUCUCGGGGCCAUCCAGCCAGGAGUCAACCGCUGCAAACUAAUCUCCAGGAAAGACUUCGAGACUCUGUACAACGACUGCACAAAUGCCAGCUCCAGACCAGGCAGACCUCCUAAGAGGAGCCAGAGUGUGACAUCACCAGAGAACCCACACAUCAUGCCACACUCUGUCCCCGGCCUCAUGUCCCCUGGAACAUUCCCAUCCUCAGGGCUGACAGCAGCGGCGGCGGCAGCUGCCAACGCGGCCAUCGCCGAGGCCAUGAAGGUGAAGAAGAUCAAGCUGGAGGUGAUGAGCAGCUACCACAGCAACGCCAACCAGCAUGGGGCCGAUGGCGAGAACGGAGAUCUCAGCUCCAGCGUGGGUUUGGAACUGCCCUUCAUGAUGAUGCCCCACCCCCUGAUCCCUGUUAGCUUGCCCCCUGCUUCUGUUUCCAUGGCAAUGAGCCAGAUGAACCACCUCAGCACCAUCGCCAACAUGGCCGCCGCCGCACAGCAGCAGAGCCUGCCCUGCAGAAUGGUCACCUCAGUCAUCAAAGAGCGUGUCCCAGACAGUCCCUCCCCCGCCCCUUCCUUAGAGGACGGCAGGAGGCCCGGCAGCCACCCAUCGUCCCACCGCAGCAGCAGUGUCUCCAGCUCACCGGCCCGCACAGAGAGCUCCUCAGACAGGAUACGUACGUCCCCCUAUUCCCUCCCCAUGCAACGAGUCAGACUGGCUAACUGCGUGUUCAGUUCCGCAACCAUACAUCAGAAUGGUCUUUCUAUGAACCAAAUGAACCAAGCUCUGCUGGGCCUCUCCCCCAGCAUUCUGCCUGGGCCUAAAGAAGGAGACCUGGCCCACGACAUGAGCCACGAAGCAAAGAGGAUGCACAUUCACAAAGAUGACAAUCCAAUGUGCACCCCGACGGCGAGAGACAGCUACGAGAGGCUGUCACUGGCUGGACAAGGUCUACCACCUGGCUUCCCUUCACCAUUCCUGUUCCCAGACGGCCUGUCAUCUAUUGAGAAUCUCCUCACUAACAUACAGGGCCUGCUGAAGGUGGCAAUUGACAACGCGCGGACCCAGGAGAAGCAGGUGCAGCUGGAGAAGACGGAGCUGAAGAUGGAGCUGUUCAGGGAAAGAGAGCUCAGGGAGACCCUGGAGAAACAGCUCGCUAUCGAACAGAAGAACAGAGCAAUAAUCCAGAAGCGUUUGAAGAAGGAGAAGAAGGCUAAGAGGAAACUGCAGGAGGCUCUGGAGUAUGAGUCCAAGCGGAGGGAGCAAGCCGAACACUGCAUCAAACAGCCGUCACCCUCAGAGAGCCUGCGCUCAGUCAAUGACUCACUGACCCCAGAGAUGGAGAGUGACCGCAGCACUGGAAGAACAGAUGCUGAGAGGGCAAUACAAGAUGGAAGACUGUUCUUGAAAACCACAGUGAUGUACUGAUAAGAAGAUGAUGAGCUAAAGAAGAGAAACAAUCUGACGGAGAUUGUCAAGAGCCCAGGUGGAUUUCGUAGCAGAAACAGGUCACACUGCGUGUACUGUAGCAGUUCAAUGGAAGUGUGUUUGGCCAAACACCGGAAAAGGGUUGUGUCUGAAUGUAGAAACUCUUUUUCUCACAGAUAUCAACAUUACAUAGUCGCUAAAGCAGGUUUUGAUUCAUUGAGGUUGGUUGUUUAAAAAAAAUCAAUAAUUGCACAGUAAAAAUGUACCAAGGGGUACACUGUUGGUAAUAUCGCAAAGAAAUUCACAGCACUGAAGAUUUUUUAUACUGUAUUUCAACCAGCGACAAAGCUUUGAACAUGAUCAGACUCAAGAGGUUGUGUUUUGUAUUUCAAGUGUAAUUCCGAGAUGUAAACAAAAUAUAUAUAACGCUUGGAAAGAACCUCUGUGAUUUUUAUUUUUUAUUUAUCCGUAUGUUGAUCAAAAGAGACGACUGAGAUUUGAUUUGAAUGUUUUCUAAAUUAGAAGAAAAUACAAUAAAGUUUAAUUUU